ACCAUAAAAUUGAAGGAAACUGCAGAUAUGUAAUUGAACUUAUUAUCUUCAAUGACUCAUAGAAUAUGUCGACUAUGGAACCUGAGUGUUAUCACCGUGUUGGCCCUCACCUUCUACAACAUUUUCCUGGCGUUCAGGUUGAAUCGAGAUCAGGAGUGUCCCAGAGCAAUAAUAACUCCACGAAGAGAUUUUCAAAGACUGACUACGAAAGUAAUAAAGGAAAACGUUUUCCCAACCCAAGGGGAACCACACAUUCCAUUCGAUAUAAAUCUGGGUCGUUGGGAUAAUAAAUUAGAGUAUAAAUAUUUUGACAACGUGUUUUUGGGAGCUCAAUUUUCGAAUCUAAGCAAAAAGCACAAGACAUGCCUGGCAGCUCAGAGUUCCUUGGACAAAAUAUUCUCGAUCAUCCAAGUCGCCAACCACUGGGAUGGACCAAUCUCUUUGGCGGCAUUUGGCUCAGGAGAUGAGGAAUUCAACAAUCUUCUACUAUAUACUACAUACCUCAGAGAGUGUUUUCCGAAAGUCAAGGAAAAAGUAAAUUUUCACUUUGCCUUCCCUAAAAACCAUGCUCCAUCACGCAUAUUCAUCAACGCAAGUUUACUCAGUAAAUUAGACUGCGAUAACCCUUACGGUUUAGUGAUGCAGCUUAGCAAGAACAAGGAUCGAAAGAAAAUGAUGAGAUGGAAGAACCAAGUAAUAUAUCCUCAGAAUCAUUUGAGGAAUUUGGCGAGGAAGAACUGUCAAAGUGAUUUCGUUUUUUUGACAGACAUCGAUAUUAUUCCCAGUUAUGGGAUGACUCAACAGCUGGACGAUUUUUUUGAGAGCGAACAUUGCGAAAAUAUGCUUUGUGCUUUCGUUAUUCCAACUUUUGAAUUAGAUGAAAGAGUGCGAUUCCCUCCAAAUAAGUCAGAACUGCUCAGAUUGGCAGAUAAGGGUCUUGCUAGGCCGUUCCAUCAAAAAGUUUUUAUUUUCAAUCAAUUCGCUACAAAUUUCACUAGAUGGCAAGACACAAGAAACGAUGGUCCUGAUGUGCACAUAAAUCACCAAGUUACCAACUUCGAGUUUUUAUAUGAACCUUUUUAUGUUGCUAAAGAUACAGUUCCUCCUCAUGAUGAAAGGUUUGUUGGAUAUGGGUAUACUCGUAAUACUCAGGUAUACGAGAUGUUUUUAGCAGGAUAUCAAUUCUACGUUCUUUCACCAAUAUUCACGAUACAUUGGGGACUGCAACUCAAGAAAACAAGGCCUCCAUGGAGGGAAUCUCAAAACACCAAGAAUAUGAAGAAAUUCAAAGAAUUCAAACGGGAGCUUCUAGUGAAAUACAAGAAAAAUCCAGUGAAGAAACCGGAGGUGGGAUUUCCAGUGGGCAUGGGGAAGUUUUGAGGAAGAAAUAUUUGUACAAUUGAAUAGUUAGUCCAAUAGAAGCAAAACGAACUGAAACGUCGUUGAGAUAUUUUUGAGAGUAUCAUUAGCUAUAAUUGUAUAUUUUCUUUAAGCGGAGAGAAUAAAGUUUUUCCAAUUUUUUUGUUA
Molecule: messenger RNA, 1527 nt
Organism: Coccinella septempunctata (seven-spotted ladybird)
Lineage: Eukaryota; Metazoa; Arthropoda; Insecta; Coleoptera; Coccinellidae
Product: beta-1,4-glucuronyltransferase 1-like
Exons: 4
Coding region: 52-1380 (442 amino acids)
Molecular function (GO): glucuronosyltransferase activity
Source: RefSeq, a predicted model, not a curated record